ACAAUUUUACAUCAUCAUAAUCUGAUAUAAGGUUGAUACGAAGUGUCUAGUAAACUGAAGAUAGAAGGGGAAAGUGCGAAAACGGCGAUGGCCAAGGGAAAAAUGUGUGUGACUGGUGGUGGAGGCUACCUUGGCUCCUGGGUUCUCAAGCUUCUCCUCUCCAACGACUAUGCUGUCCACGCCACCGUAAGACUACCUGGGGAUGCCAAAUAUGCCCAUUUGAAUCAACUCGAGAAAGCAUCCGACAACCUCAAACUCUUCAAGGCAGAUUUACUAGAUUAUGAUUCUCUUUGUUCCGCAAUUGAAGGCUGCACCGGUGUCUUCCAUGUUGCCUGUCCUGUACCCUCCACCACCGUUCCUAAUCCCCAGGUGGAAAUGAUCGAACCUGCUGUAAAGGGCACUCUUAAUGUGCUUAAAGCAUGUCUUGAAGCAAAUGUUAAACGCGUUGUCGUUGUGUCCUCUGCCAGUGCUGUUUCCUGGAACCCCAGGUGGCCCAAGGGUCAAAUCAAGGAUGAGGCUUGUUGGUCUGACAAGGAAUACUGCACAACAACGAAGAAUUGGUAUUUCUUUUCAAAAACAGAAGCAGAGAGUGAGGCUUUUGAGUUUGCAAAAAGGACUGGGCUUGAUGUUGUCACUGUUUGUCCUACCCUCGUAUUAGGGCCACUUCCGCAGCCCUCUGUGAAUGCUAGUAGCUUGGUCCUCAUUAAACUUUUAAAAGAGGGGUACGACGCGCUGGAAAACAAACAUCGGAGCAUAGUAGAUGUGCGUGAUGUAGCUCAAGCAUUGCAUUUGGUGUAUGAGAAGCCAGAGGCUGAAGGAAGGUACAUAUGCACAGCUCACUCGAUCAUGGCACGUGACCUUGUUGAUAAGUUGAGAAGUAUAUUUCCUAACUACAAUUAUCCUAAAAGCAGCUUCAUCAAGGUAGGGGAGGAAGAUAUGCUUAGUUCAGAAAAAUUACAGAAGCUAGGCUGGAGUUACCGGCCAUUGGAAGAAACUCUUGUGGAUUCCGUUGAGAGCUAUAGAAAGGCUGGAAUCUUGGAUUAAAAGGAAAUAGUUUUUUUGGUUGAUCCUUAUCGUUGUUGACUCUCUGGUUUCCUUCAGAUUAUAUCCGGAUUAAUAAAUAUGAUGUUUGCCUUGCA
This is a messenger RNA of Theobroma umbraticum, 1139 nucleotides long. The record is from RefSeq and is a predicted model, not a curated record. Lineage: Eukaryota; Viridiplantae; Streptophyta; Magnoliopsida; Malvales; Malvaceae.